AUGGGUCGCAAAAAGCCCCGCAUCGCCAAUUCUCGCCGCGCCAGGCGUCCGCUUAAGCAAAAAUGGCCACCCAACAGGCAUCUCUUGCUUGAAUCGUAUCUCGACUCUAUUUUACCCUUCGCGGCCGUUGACCAGCCCCCGACCAAGAGAAUAUGCGACCGGCGCGCCACUUCCGCUGCCACGUCCUAG
Messenger RNA from Pyricularia grisea, 189 nucleotides. RefSeq lists its product as uncharacterized. The transcript is spliced from 2 exons. The coding region runs from base 1 to 189 and encodes 62 amino acids. NCBI's taxonomy places the organism in Eukaryota, Fungi, Ascomycota, Sordariomycetes, Magnaporthales, Pyriculariaceae. The record is from RefSeq and is a predicted model, not a curated record.